Trifolium pratense (red clover) is the source of this 1019-nucleotide messenger RNA. Its product is annotated as probable xyloglucan endotransglucosylase/hydrolase protein 26. The record is from RefSeq and is a predicted model, not a curated record. Gene Ontology annotation, biological process: xyloglucan metabolic process; cell wall biogenesis. The coding region runs from base 61 to 930 and encodes 289 amino acids. Gene Ontology annotation, cellular component: apoplast; cell wall. NCBI's taxonomy places the organism in Eukaryota, Viridiplantae, Streptophyta, Magnoliopsida, Fabales, Fabaceae. The transcript has 4 exons. Gene Ontology annotation, molecular function: hydrolase activity, hydrolyzing O-glycosyl compounds; xyloglucan:xyloglucosyl transferase activity.
AUAUAAAACAUCAAAUUUAUACAAGCAAAGGUUAUAUAAUUAAUCAAGGUAAUUAUAAACAUGGCAAAUUUUGAAAAAUUGAUUACUUUGUUCUUCUUUGCUAUUGUGCUACCUAGCAUUGUCCUAGUAGAUGCCUCUUUUUCCAAAAGCAUGCAUAUUACUUGGGGUGCUCAACAUGCAUUACUUCAGGGUGAUGAUCUCCAACUUGUGUUGGAUAAAUCUUCAGGAUCUGCAGCUCAAACAAAGAAACCGUUCUUAUUUGGAACCUUUGAAUCGCACAUCAAAUUCGUGCCAGGUGAUUCUGCAGGAACAGUUACAGCCUACUAUCUAUCCUCCACAGGAAGUCAACAUGAUGAAAUAGAUUUUGAAUUCUUAGGAAAUAUUUCAGGACAACCUUACAUUAUUCAUACAAAUUUAUUCACACAAGGAAAUGGAAAUAGGGAGGAACAAUUUUACCUUUGGUUUGACCCAAGUGCUGAUUUUCACAACUAUACUAUCCAUUGGAACCCCACUGAAAUUGUGUGGUAUAUUGAUAGCAUACCAAUUAGGGUGUUCAGAAACUAUGAAAAUGAGGGAAUUGCAUACCCAAACAAGCAAGGAAUGAGGGUUUAUACAAGUUUAUGGAAUGCUGGUGAUUGGGCAACAAGAGGUGGACUUAUUAAGACAAAUUGGACUAAUGCACCAUUUAUUGCCAAAUUUAAUCAUUUUAGGGCAAGAGCAUGCAAAUGGCAUGGAGAAGUGAGUAUUAAUCAAUGUGCUUCAAAUAUAGCUUCAAAUUGGUGGACUUCUCCAAUAUACAAACAAUUGAGUUAUGCUCAAUUGGGUCAGAUGAAUUGGGUUAGGGAUAAUUAUAUGAUCUAUAAUUAUUGUAGUGAUACCAAAAGAUUUAAUGGACAAUUGCCUCCUGAAUGUUUUAAGGCACAAUACUAAGAAUGAGAAGAUUAAUGUAUGUUUGAAUUUACGGUGAAAAUAGCACAAUCAUGGUAAGUCAGCCGCUACGAUUUUUAUGGAAAUUAUAC